GACAGUGUUCAUUUCAGGUCUCGGCUCCUUUGUAUGCAGUGCCUACCUCUCCAUCAGAGAGCCUUCACCCGGAGGCCAAGGGUAGCCUUGAAGUGACAGUGUGCACUGAAGAGCCCCUGCUUUCUGCAGCGCAGCUUUCGAAUGGGAACCUCCUGAGCGUCACGCUGGAGGCAGCGUAUUCUGUCCCCGAAGAAUUUGCUCCCGCUGGACCCCUCCAAAACUACAUGGCUUGUCUGCAAGUCCCAGCAGCCGGGGAGAAAGAAUUCCCCUUGCUCUUCAAGGAUGGCAUCCUGAAGCUUGCUGGUGAAAAAGAGACAUUGCCCCGGCCCAAAAAAUGGCCCCUUGCUAACAUCGUGGCUCCCGGCGCUCUGAGCAUCCCCAACACCUUCAUCAUGGGUGGUCCCUAUGAGGAUGAGGAUGGAGAGCUCAACAAAAGGGAGGACAGGGAGUUUAGGAUCCAAGCAGAAAGCACAAAGAGAAUCGUCUGGGACACGGAAAGGCGCUGUUACCUGGAUCCCGCUGCAGCAGUCACCCUGCAGAAGCGCAUCGCAGAGUGCCAGUACUGGCCCGUGGAGGUCUGCAGGAUGGCUGUGGUCUCCAACAAACGCAAAACCAGCAAAGCUGACAAGGGAGAUGAGGAGAAGCAGAUUUUCUUUCAUGGCGUGGCAUACGUCAACAUGGUGCCUCUGCUGUGCCCUGGUGUGAAAAAGAUCCGAGGUGCUUUUCGUGUCUUCACCUACCAAGACAGCGAGGUGUUCGAGAAGACUAAAAGCCAGCGCAGUGUUUUACGGGCUCUCAGGUCGCAGCUCAGUCUGACGAAGGAAGGGCUGUGGACCCCCGGAAUCAGUACUCCCCUUACCAGAGCUGCUCUGGGCAAGACUCAGAAGGAAGAUAAAGAGAAAAUCCCCAGAGAUAAGGAUUCCAUCAGAAGGACUUCUAAUGCGGCCAAAAUCCUGGUGUCAGAUGCCACUGCAGAAGCUGACAAUGUCACAAAUCUCAGCCCUGAUGGACAGCAAUACGCUGAAGCAGGAACGUUCCUGGUGCUGGAGAUAAAGCUGGACAAGGCCUUGGUACCCAAGCGGUUGCGAGAGGAGCUCACCAGCCGGGUCAAGCAGAUGAUUCCUCCUCGCCCACCACUGCCUCCCCGGAUGACAGGAGCCAAGAAGGCUGUGGAAGAUUAUCAUAACCACGUCACGAGCAUCGCCGUUGCCAUCCUCAGUGAAUACCAUGAGCUCUUUGGGAAGCGGCUGCCCGACCAGGGAGCAAUAGACCACCAAACCCUGGAGGACCAGAAGCGUCAGCUCAACUUUGAGCUCAACAGCUCUGGGAAAUAUUUUGCCUUUAAGGAACAGCUAAAGUACGCUGUCGUGAAGAUUGUGAGGGAGAAAUACCUGAAGACCACAGCUUUUGAGAGCCAGGAGCAAUUCCAGGCGUUUCUCAGUGAACUCUACGUGUACCUCGUGGACCAGAUGCACGUUGCCCUGAACCAGCUCCUGUCUGAGGAAGCUCCUUCUCCUGCCCCUCUGCCUCGCAUGACCGAGGAGCAGCUCUGGCUCUUUGCUCGUGAAGCUGAAGUCAACAAGGACUACAAGCUGGCAUCUCUCUACCACCAGCAGAGGGUAGCUCAGGACCAGCUCAACAUCCAGCACUGGCUGGACUACGGCGCGUUCUGCCUCCUGCUUGAGGAAACAACCAAAGCCCAGGAGUGCUUCCGCCAGGCUCUUUCUCUGGACACCCAUCACAUCCCAAGCUUGCUGCUCUGUGGGAUCACGGCUGUCGUGCUGCAGCACUAUGAAGAGGCAGAGGUUUUCUUUGAGGAUGCUUGCUGCUUGGAGCCAUCCAGCAUUGUCGCCUGGACGCUUUCAGGUUUGUUUUAUGAGCUGCAGAAUAAUACUGUUCAGGCAGAAAUGGCCUUCCGGGAGGCUAGGAAGCUACUGCAAGCACAGCUCGCCAAGGAGAGGAGCAUCCCUGAGGCUGCUGAGGGAGAAGGAGGGGAAAAGCACACUUCUGCUGCGUGUGUGAGCUCUCCCAGCCCAAGCCCAGCAGAGCCCUUGCCAGGUAACGCCCCAGAUGGCUCAGCUGAAAGGCUGCCGGAGGCGGUGGAUCCUGCCCUGGCCAGCGGAGCCCCCGAGGAAGAGGCUGCUGCGCCGGAGGCAGCCCCAAAAGCACCAUCCGCUGUUUCAGGACUCAGCCAACCUCCCUGCACAAUCUUCAUGAAGACAGUGGAAUUCCUGAUGAAAGUCAACGCCAUCCAGUUUGUUCACAUGGCGCUUGCCCACGAGCUGCUGAGCCAUCAGGGAGGUCCCUCCUGUGCCUACUACCUGGCCCUGGCACAGACCCACCUGCUGAAGGAAGAUCUCUCCAAAUGUGAGGAAUGUCUCUGCGAGGCCAUGAAGAUCGACUACAUGAAUCCAAAUGUCUGGGCUCAGAAAGGGCACCUGUGCUACCUGCAGAGGGACUUUGGCAAGGCAAAGGAGUACUACGAGCGAGCCAUGGGUUUCAUGGAGGAUGCUGCGGAUAUGCACUUCAUCUACCUGCGCCUGGGCUCCAUCUACCUGGAGGAGAAAGAGUAUCGGCGGGCGAAGCAGACCUACCUCCUCGCCUGCAAGGACUCUGCGUCCUGUCUGACCUGGCUGGGGGUGGGAAUUGCCUGCUACAGGCUGGAAGAGCUGGCGGAGGCAGAGGAUGCUCUCUCUGAAGCCAAUGCCCUAAACAACACCAAUGCUGAAGUGUGGGGAUAUCUCUCCCUCAUCUGCCUGCAGGGAGGACGGCAGCUGGAGGCAGAGCAAUGCUACAAAUACACCAUCAAGGUUUGUGUCUCUGCCCUGCUGUGGG
Messenger RNA from Pterocles gutturalis (yellow-throated sandgrouse), 2835 nucleotides. RefSeq names its product cilia and flagella associated protein 70 (gene CFAP70). Gene Ontology annotation, cellular component: extracellular exosome; motile cilium. Gene Ontology annotation, molecular function: protein binding. Gene Ontology annotation, biological process: cilium assembly; cilium movement. NCBI's taxonomy places the organism in Eukaryota, Metazoa, Chordata, Aves, Pterocliformes, Pteroclidae. The transcript has 23 exons. The record is from RefSeq and is a predicted model, not a curated record. The annotation marks the transcript as partial.